GUCUGAACUCCAGUUCACUUUCACAGCUUCUGAAGAGGUGCACGAAGAUAAGACAUAGACAGUGCUGACAGCUAUCCCUCACAUUACCACUAGAUGGCGUACUCCACACAAACACUUGCUGAAGGCUGCUUUGGGAAAAUAUAUAAGGAGAAAUAUAAUGAUACAUGGGCUGCUCUGAAGAGAGUUCCUGUAGGUCUCAUCAACAAAGAUGAGCUGGAAAGAGAAUGCAAAGUAUAUGGUAAUGCUCCACACCCUAACGUGGUGAACCUUCUUGGUGACCCUUGGAUCAAAGACGCAAAGUGGAACAUUCCUUUAGAAUUCAUCUUUGGGGAAGAUCUUGAGACGACCAUCUUUAAAUCACAAAGCUCCAAAAUACAGUUGACUCCAGCAGUGAGAGCCACAAUCAUCACUGGGAUGUGUGAAGGUUUGCUUCAUCUGCACAGUAAAGACAUAGUCCACCAAGACCUCAAACCAGACAACAUCAUUGUUGAACAUCAAACCCAUCGUGCUGUGAUCAUUGAUUUGGGACUGGCAAAGUUCUCUAAAAAUGGACUGAGCUCUGCAGCAAACAUGGGCAAUGAAGCGUACUCUGCUCCAGAGAUCCUGCGGACGAGGGGAGUUCGUGACAAGCGUUCAGAUGUUUGGGCUAUGGGUAAAGUCAUUGCUGAACUCUGUGCCCGAAUCAGGUUACCCACCCAAUCCUUGUCUGCCGACAAAAUUCAAGAAACCCUUAAAGAUCAUCCGUACCGUAUUCCAGUGUCCAAGAUGGUGGAGACCAAACCAUCUGACAGAGCUUCUAUGGAUGGAGUCUUUUUAGACAUCAAGAGAGCUGCUUCAGCUUCAAAAAACCUCCUGUGCAUUGAAGCAGUGCUGAAAGAUCAGUCUGAGACAGAGGUGAAUGCAGAAGUUAAUCCUUUCCAGUGGACCAUGGUGCUUCAUGAGAAGUGUGUAAUGACUCACUAUAGCAAAAAUAUCGAGGACAACAUUCAAACAUCUAAAAUCACUGUCAGUGUCAGUAACCCUACACAGAGCUCCAUGAAUGCUCGAGAAAGUCACCCACAGAAUGGUGUGAUCCAUCGCCAAUCCAAAGAUCAAGUGGAAGUUGACUUUCACAGCUGUACAUGUGAAAGUAAACUUGUGAAGAGGUGCUCGAACACCAACGACAACGACAGUGCUGACAGCUAUCGCUCACAUUACCACUCGAUGGCGUACUCCACACAAACACUUGCUGAAGGCUGCUUUGGGAAAGUCUAUAAAGAGAAGUAUGGGGAUAAAUGGGCUGCUUUGAAGAGAGUUCCUGUAGGUCUCAUCAACAGACUAGACCUGGAAAGAGAAUGCAAAGUAUAUGAUAAUGCUCGGCAUCCUAAUGUGGUGAAGCUUCUUGGUGACCCUUGUAUAAAAGACUCGAAGUGGAACAUUCCUUUAGAAUUUAUCUUCGGGGAAGAUCUUGAGACGACCAUCUUUAAAUCACAAAGCUCCAAAAUACAGUUGACUCCAGCAGUGAGAGCCACAAUCAUCACUGGGAUGUGUGAAGGUUUGCUUCAUCUGCACAGUAAAGACAUCGUCCACCAAGACCUCAAACCAGACAACAUAAUGGUUGAGCAUCAAACCUAUCGUGCUGUGAUCAUUGACUUGGGACUGGCAAAGUUCUCUAAAAAUGGACUGAGCUCUGCAGUAAACUUGGGCAAUGAAGCGUACUCUGCUCCAGAGAUCCUGCGGACGAGGGGAGUUCGUGACAAGCGUUCAGAUGUUUGGGCUAUGGGUAAAGUCAUUGCUGAACUCUGUGCCCGAAUCAGGUUACCCACCCAAUCCGUGUCUCCCAGCAAAAUUCAAGAAACCCUUAAAGAUCAUCCGUACCGUAUUCCAGUGUCCAGGAUGGUGGAGACCAAUCCAUCUUCCAGAGCUUCUAUGGCUGGAGUCAUUUCAGACAUCAGGAGAGCUGCUUCAGGUUCAAAAACAGACAUCAAACCAAGAGACGUCACCGUAACACAGGCAAAUGAAAUAAGAGGAAAUCAAAGGUGGGCUUUGCAAGCACCUGUGACAUCAAGGAUGGAGGUCGGGAAACCUUCUGUGGGAAAUUACAGAGCUUCUAUGGACAAACCAAAAGACUUCACUGUAACACAGGCAAAUGAAAUAAGUCAGAGAAGGAGUCCACAACCGCCAACACUUCAGACGGUGAUCAGAAAACCUCCUGUGGUAAAUUAUCGGCAGGAUCCACCACAAAUGAGAGAAAUGGAGAAGGCUGUAGUCUCAUUUAAUCGAGUGGAUUUGAGCAGUCACAUGUCUGGAAUGUCCCUUUCACCAUUCCCUUUCCCCAUUCUAGACAGCGGAAAAUUUAUUCACCAAAGCUACACUGAGGAGGAAGGAUCUGUGCAACAUAAAGAGAUCAUCACAAGUGGAGGGAAGAUCACUAAAUAUGAGAGUUACGAAUAUUCUUUCAAACAUUCUUAAAAAAAUUUUUUCUGUCAAAUCUUAUCAAAUCUGAAGAGGA
This is a messenger RNA of Triplophysa dalaica, 2491 nucleotides long. RefSeq names its product chromosomal serine/threonine-protein kinase JIL-1-like. Gene Ontology annotation, biological process: protein phosphorylation. The record is from RefSeq and is a predicted model, not a curated record. Bases 94 to 2451 code for a protein of 785 amino acids. The transcript has 12 exons. Lineage: Eukaryota; Metazoa; Chordata; Actinopteri; Cypriniformes; Nemacheilidae. Gene Ontology annotation, molecular function: protein kinase activity; ATP binding.